Messenger RNA from Magallana angulata, 1245 nucleotides. RefSeq lists its product as uncharacterized. The transcript has 3 exons. NCBI's taxonomy places the organism in Eukaryota, Metazoa, Mollusca, Bivalvia, Ostreida, Ostreidae. The coding region runs from base 154 to 927 and encodes 257 amino acids. The record is from RefSeq and is a predicted model, not a curated record.
GACAUCAUCCAGGACUAACACGUGACUAGGCUGUACGUCGUCCAUAUGGAGACGCAGAAUUCAGAGAUCUUAAUAGAGAUGAAAAACUUGAUGGUUUUCUCUCUUUUUGAGUGAAUGUGAGAUUUGUUAUUUUCAUGAGGAAAUUUAACACCUAUGGCGGCUUCAUUUAGGACGUUGUACAUCGUCAUUUUCAUUGUGUUUUGUGAAGUGAAUAGACAUGAUGCCUCUGGGCCCUCUCAUGUAUAUACCUACAACAUGUACAUACCCGACAUAAGCAGUCAAACAGAUGAAGCUGAAAGCAAAUUCGUCUACUGGAGGAGCCUUGAGAAAGCUUUCCAGAAAAACCCGGAAGCCAUUAAAUCAGCACUGCUGAUAAGUUACUUGAGGAAGAGUUUUCCGACACGUAUCUACGUAGAUCGGCAAGGCAACCAUUACACGUGGGACCGUAAUCGAGGAUUUGUCCCCGUGAAUCAGUACACCGCACCUUGGUACAAGAAUUAUCACCAGGCCCCCGUGUAUUCCGCACCCUACUAUCCCAAAACAUCAAUGUUCCCGAACUACCAAACCCAAGUACCAAUGUACCAAAGACCCUCUCCCCCUGUUUUCUGGACCCAGUCGCCCCAGGGCUGGAUUCCAGUGAGUCCGGACCCUUUCUUUUCGUCCUAUACCUCUCAUCCUGUCAACAUCAAUAACUACUGGUGUGAUCCUACAGUAACAGAUUUUAACAACGUCAUACCCCAACUUUCCACUGAAGUUAGUGCGGAGGACCCGUGCAUGCGGCAACAGCUUCCGGACGAAUUCGGCUUGGUUGCUUCUUCCGGUAUGGCCGACAUGCUAUGUGCUCUUUGUCAAACUAUCAAAAGCAUGGAGUGUGUUUGGAAGUUCUGCUCCCAUCCUGAUGGUGUGUAUAAAGUCAAAAUGGAUUAACGAGAGAACCAGAAUAUGAACAUAUUCUGAUAAAGUCUAGAAAAUCGCCUGUUUUCUGUAUAUAUUUUUGUGCGUGUUUGUGUCGAAGUUGUCAAUUUCUUUCGCCUACCUCUUGGCUGCUCGCUUUGCAUAAGUUGAGCGGAAGUGAUGUCACAGUUCCAUCUUUCCCACUGAAACUGAUACUGGCAUUCUUGCGUGGCUCUUUGAGCACCGCGACCGAUGGAAUCCAUGAACAACCCGUAGCCCUGUUAAAACAUGAAUGGACAUACAAUUUACGAGCAUUGUUUGGGACAUUCUGACAUUCUCCUAAAAGAAAAA